AGUAACAGGCUCUCUUGGCUCCAUCUUGAAAAUUUGAAACGCGGAUCUGAAACAAACAAACGGUCGUAUACUUUGAAUUUAAAUCCAUAUCCAGCGUUCGAUCACAGAAUCUUCUCCUCUCUCCUCCGCUACUCCUCAAUUUCCUUUCUCCAUUUUCCCAUUUCUCAUCUCAAUUCUCUCUCUCUCUCUCUCCGUUCCGCAAGUUCUCCAUCGACACGGUUUACUUGACAAUGCCGUUCCUAUCGGAGGCUGCGAGUGCGAUUAAGAGCAGGUUCGGGUUCCACGACCAUCCCUCCGAAUCGCUUUCGCUGGUUCAGAACACUCCGGAUCUUUUCAAAUCCGCCGUCAAAGACACUCUGUCGCAAAGCUCCAUUGUCCGAAACCUAAGCGAUUGGGACGAUGAAACUGUGGUUGGACCAAGUAGCGCCGCCGUUUCCUCUUCUCAGAGCUUUGAAUUCGCCGAGGACCCUUCCUUCUGGAAAGAUCACAAUGUACAGGUUAUAAUUAGAAUGCGUCCUCUUAGCAACUCCGAAAUAUCGGUGCAAGGGUAUGGAAAAUGCGUUAGGCAAGAGAGUGGUCAGGCGAUUACUUGGACUGGGCAUCCCGAGUCGCGGUUUACUUUUGAUCUUGUAGCUGACGAGAAUGUUAGCCAGGAGAAUCUCUUUAAAGUAGCUGGUUUGCCAAUGGUAGAAAAUUGCAUGGGAGGCUACAACAGCUGCAUGUUUGCUUAUGGUCAAACUGGAAGUGGGAAGACACACACCAUGCUUGGUGACAUUGAGGGGGGAACUAGAAGACACAGUGUCAACUGUGGGAUGACACCAAGAAUUUUUGAGCACUUAUUUACUAGAAUUCAAAAGGAAAAAGAGGCUCGAAGAGAUGAAAAGAUAAAAUUUACAUGCAAAUGCUCUUUCUUGGAGAUAUACAAUGAACAGAUCCUUGAUCUUUUGGACCCAUCAUCUAACAAUCUGCAGAUAAGAGAAGACAGUAAGAAAGGAGUUUAUGUGGAAAAUCUUACGGAAACAGAAGUUACUUAUGCUCGAGAAGUCAUUCAAUUACUUAUUCAGGGAGCUGCGAACAGAAAGGUAGCUGCCACUAACAUGAAUCGUGCUAGCAGUCGUUCUCAUAGUGUAUUUACUUGCAUCAUUGAGAGUCAGUGGGAGUCUCAAGGAGUGACUCACUUUCGGUAUGCUCGACUUAAUCUUGUUGAUUUGGCUGGAUCUGAGAGACAGAAGAGUUCUGGUGCUGAAGGGGAACGCCUCAAGGAAGCCACUAAUAUCAACAAAUCUCUUUCAACUUUAGGGCUGGUGAUUAUGAACCUAGUAAGCAUAUCUAAUGGGAAGUCGCAACAUGUUCCAUACCGUGAUUCAAAGCUUACAUUUUUACUUCAGGACUCUCUUGGAGGGAAUUCAAAAACAAUCAUAAUUGCAAAUAUAAGCCCCUCCAUUUGUUGUUCACUUGAAACAUUAAGCACAUUGAAGUUUGCACAACGCGCCAAAUUUAUUAAGAACAAUGCAAUUGUAAAUGAGGAUGCGUCCGGAGAUGUCAUUGCCAUGAGAAUUCAAAUUCAACAACUUAAGAAAGAAGUAUCCCGUUUGCGUGGUCUAGUUGGUGGAGGAGAAAUUCAGGAUAAUGACAUUUCAGUAGUCAGCUUCCCUGGUUCUCCUGGAUCCUUCAAGUGGGAGGGUGUGCAAGGAUCAUUCAGUCCAUUAACCUCUAUUAAAAGGAUAUCUCAGAAAAAAGACUAUGACGUUGCCCUUGUUGGGGCCUUUAGAAGGGCAAAAGACAAAGAGAUGGAAUUGCAAGCACUAAGAGAUGAAAUUGAAGCGUCCAUGAAGCUGGUGAAACAAAGAGAAGAUGAGAUUCAGAGUUUGAAGAUGAGACUACGUUUUCGAGAAGCUGGAAUAAAAAGAUUAGAAACAGUUGCUUCUGAGAAGAUCUCAGCUGAGACACACUUGCUAAAAGAAAAAGAGGAGCACUUGAAGGAAAUUGAGGUCUUGCGGGCCCAGGUGGAUCGGAAUAAUGAAGCAACUAGAUUUGCUAUGGAAAAUUUGCAGCUAAAAGAAGAAAUUAGAAGGUUAAAGUCAUUUUGUAUGGAAGGUGAACGAGAACAGAUGAAUGAACAAAUCAUGGUAUUGGAAAACAAGUUGUUGGAAGCACUAGAUUGGAAAUUUAUGCAUGAAACAGAUCUGAAAAUAAACUCUGAUUCAAUGAUGGAAGAUGUACAUAAUGAUGGUAAUCUCAUCUCCAAACAGGAGUCAAGUCCAAAAUCACAUUGGCAGUCUUUGCUGAGGGAGGAAAAUGAGUUUCUCAAGAUUCAGGCUAUACAAAACCAGGCAGAAAUGGAUACAAUUCGCAAAAAGCUAGAGGUUUGCCUUGAAGAGAAAGAAAAAUUAAAAAGGCAUGUUGAUGAUUUGAUGGAAAAAUUUGAACAAGAGAAAUGCCGAACAAUUAAUGAAGGAAAGGAGCAAAUGGAUCUUCCAUCAACAACUGAUAUGCCUGUCAUUAACAGCAAUGACCAACUUGAAUUGAAAGCAAUGGUUGAUGCUAUAGCUUCUGCUAGUCAAAGAGAAGCAGAGGCUCACGAGACAGCAAUUAUGCUGGCAAAGGAGAAUGAUGAACUCAAGAUGAAGCUUAAAGCCUUGAUUGAGGAUAAUAGUAAACUAAUUGAAUUGUAUGAACAAGCUGCUGCUGAGAAAAAUAAUAGAAAUGUUAAUAAAGGGGAGGGUGCUCAAGAAAUUGGUUCUGAGAUUGACAAUGGUUGCUAUUCUCUUGAAACAACAAAAGAGGAGACUGAGUUGAAAGGAGUGGUUGAGAAUCUCCAGCAUCAGUUAAUGGAAAUGAAUGAAGAAAAUGAAAAGCUGUUGAGUUUGUAUGAAAGAGCCAUGCAGGAGAAGGAUGAAAUAAAAAGAACUCUUGCAUGUUUUGGACAUGAAAGAGUUGAAACCAAAGGAGAUAUGGACUGCCCAGAGAAGCUUGUUGAAGUUGAUGGUGGGGAAAGAGACUCGAGAGUACAAACUGUCUCUCAGGAAGUGCAGGGUAGAGAUGAAAGUAAAUGUGAAUCUUCUACAUCUGGAUCUGAUGUGGACUUCGAGUGUGAUGCUCAUGAACAGGAACAUCUUUUAAAGGAUGACAAUGAGGCUGAUAUACUGGUCAACUCUGAGAAGAAAUAUGAGGUAUCUGAUCUCAGCGAAGCAGAGUUAUCAGAGGAAUUAAAUUGUGCUACGAAGAAGCUUGAAAGAGUUGAUGAACGUAUCUCAGAUGCAGUCAAGACUAUAGCUUCACUUGGUUGUGCUGAAAAGGCAAUGGUCCAGGUUGAUGAGCUCUCUAGAGAAAUUGAGGUCACAGAACAUGAUAUUCAGGUCAAGCGUCGGCAGUUUGAAUCCUUGAAACUUCAGUUUUCUGAAGCACAGGAAAGAAGAACAAUAGUCAAUAAAAAGUUCUCUGCACUCAAAUAUUCAUUAUCAAACUUCUCCUCAACAUUUUCUUACUUUGAGCAACGGGAAGCAAGGGCAAGAGCAGUAGUGAACGACUUGACAUCUCAUCUUGCCCAAAACAAAGGUGAAUUGGCUGCUCUUCAAGCUUCCAAACAGGGACUGGAGAAUGCUCAAAAGAGGAACCAAGAAUGUGAAGUUGAAAUAAUGAAAAAUGUUGCAUCCAUCAAAUCAAAAUUGGAGGAGGAGAAUCGCAAGUGCGAAGGUGAGAAGGUUCUAUUUGCAGUUGAAAACACACAGAAUAUUGAUUCCGCAUUGAAAAUUUUGCAUCGUAGUUGUAAAGCCACUGAGUUACUUAAGUUAGAGGAAGAUAAAACAAAACUGCAAGCAGAGAUGAAGCUUUCUCAAGAAAAACUUGGUGUUAUAAGAAAGGAACUGGGGAAUCUAAAGAAGAAGGAGGCAAAUGUAGAGAGCCAGAUACAAGCUGUUCAACUGGAAGUAAAGAAACUUUUGAGGAACACAGAGGAGAAGGAGCUUGCACUUCAGCGUGUGAUGAAAGAGAAAGAGAUGCUCUUGGAGUUUAGAGAUAAUGGUAUGUUGGAAAUAGAGCAUAUGAUCAUUGAACUCCAGCAAUAUGUAUUUGACUAUGAGCUAAAGGAGGCUGAAAUAAACAUUCUUGGAGAAGAAUUGCAAAUAGAUUUGAUAAGAGCCGAAGAGUUACAAACAGCCAGGGUCAUUGCUGCCAACAACAAGAACAAUGUCCUUUCUUCUAUUUCUUAUUCUGGCAUGUUUGGGAAGCUGAAGGAGGAGAUGCAAAAUCUGCGGGCAUCAAUUCUCGAAACAAAAUUGUUGCUGGAAGGCAUUUCCCAUGCCAACUAAAUUGUCGCUUUCUGUAAUUAAUUCUCCAUUUGUUAAUUGUAUCCUGUUUUGUUUAAUUUCCAUUUUGGUUCUGCUUGAGAACCAGAUUGACAUUUUUUUCUAACACUUAUUUGGAGAAUGAAAAUAUUGUCUUUCCAAUCUCAUCUCUCAUUGAACUGAUUUACCCACAUUGACCGUUGUAUAUCACAGCUAAAAAUCACUGUGAACAACAGAUAUUUAAAAUCUGUAAGUAAUCCAGCUGCACUCAUUAUGUUGUUUAUUGGUUUCAUCAAUUGUUUGAUAAAGGAUUUGGUCUUGGGUUUGGUUUUA
This is a messenger RNA of Glycine soja, 4619 nucleotides long. Its product is annotated as kinesin-like protein KIN-12E. The record is from RefSeq and is a predicted model, not a curated record. Gene Ontology annotation, molecular function: microtubule binding; microtubule motor activity; ATP binding. The coding region runs from base 231 to 4310 and encodes 1359 amino acids. The transcript is spliced from 22 exons. Gene Ontology annotation, biological process: microtubule-based movement. NCBI's taxonomy places the organism in Eukaryota, Viridiplantae, Streptophyta, Magnoliopsida, Fabales, Fabaceae.